GCCAUUUCUUCAUCGAGGCUUUGUCGAAUCUCCUGGCUGAGGGCACCGUAUUCCGAAUCUUUUUCGAGCCUCCUCAUUUCGGCAGCUGCUUCCCUCCUUGCAGCUUUGGCUUUCUGCAGCUGCUCUUCGGCCGCUUUGAAGGUUUCCUUGGCUUCGGUAAGCAAAGCGGCAUUAAGUGGCCAAUGGCACAGUGGCACAGUGCACAGUGGCACCACCUCGAUCGAACAGUCUUUAACGUGCUUGAAGCCGCCAAGAGCGUUCAUUCCGUGAUUUCUUGGUUGACAUUUCCUGAGUUUUCAUACGUACCGAAUACCAUCACUCCAUCGACGUCUCUUGCAAUUUUCCACAGAAGUCCAAUUACGUUGGCACUGAUGGCUGAUUGAGGGCACUCAGUGGCUUCUCUGACCUCUGCGGCAGUGGAUGGGUGGUCUACAAUGCGACGGCAAUCCCGUGGUUUCGAGGACUUCACCUCUUUCGCCGUAAAUUGGCAUCCUCAAGAAUGGAUCAUAUCGCUUCUCUAAAAGAGAUCAGCUUGUCAGUCCAACACUGUGGAUACUUCGGUAUGCUCUACAGGAGAUCAUCUCGAAGGUUUCCUUCGUCGAUGGUGCACAGGAGUCCUCUUUGGCUGAUUCAAAGGCGAUUGUGAUUCGGACUUGCCCUCUCCGCCGCAGAGGAGGGGAUGACAUCCUCGACAGACACAACAAAUCAAGGGCUGUGGUAAGCCUCCUUUAUACGGUAGGAGCAACAACCUCCGCUGUGGACAGGGUUAGCGGCAUGAUCCGCAGCAAUGUCAGCGGCGGCAGGAAGUUUCUUGUUUCGGGUCCUUUUGGAUUUCGGAUAAAACAGCACAGCUGCCAUAAUAGAGGCGCUGCGGAUGAACUUCCCACGGUGUUCAGCCGACCGUGGAUGCCUUUCGCUCCAAGAUCGAAGAAUGCACCACCGUUCGUUCUGUUGGUGAUCGAGCGAAAGCACUCCACAAGAAAGCAACAGCAAAGUGUAGCAACACGAUUACCGGCACUGCCACUGGCAACAACUCCACCUAAAUGUUCGGGGAACAAAAGGAAGCCCAUAUCCGUGUGUAUCAGCGUGGCUACACGGGCUUCGGUUCAUCGUAUUUUGUCGCUGCAUCCAAUGCGAUAACCACAACAAUCAAAUUGACUACAUGCUAGCCACAACAUUCGCUCGUCAUCAUGAGGCUUUAUAACGCAAGCUCUUGUACUCCAUGCUGCUCUACGUGGGAAGGCGCGGCGGCAAGGAGGCGUCCUGAACAGCAUUCCUUUGUCCCUCCUCAGUCGGAUUCAAGCAGCGAACGCACUGAACCCUCCUUCGUGCACCAAACAGACCAGAAGCAAGGCCCUCCGCACAAAUUCCAGCAGCUCACAAAGAUUCCUUCCAGUUCCACCAGCACCACGGGUGGGUUGACGCCACUCUUUGACAAUACUGGAUCUUCGCCCUCAUUCUCCCAUCAUGACAAUGCCGAAAGGAAUCCAGCGCACAUCCUUACUGAAGAACCUGCCUAUGCCAGAAAGGCAAACCAACACGCACAACGCAGCCGAUCUUCAGCGAUACACCCUCCUUUGAACCAUGCUUCGAAUGCUCCACAGUACGACAAGUACAAUGCGAUUGACGGCAUUGUAGACCUUGAUAUAACCGAGGACGACGUCGAAAGCUCCUCUUCCACGUUGACAACGACUCGAUCCAUGAUGUUGCAACAGCAAGAACAAUGCACGAUAACAGUCUCGAGUGCUGCUCAUGGCAAGGGUGCAGAAGUGUACAACAAGAAAGUGCAUUCGACUAGUACCUCUCGUUUCGAACCCAAGAUCUACGACCGUCAAUCAACCAACAAACUCUUUCACAAACAAGAUGUAAUCAAUAUUGGUAUAGCAGAGAGCGCCCCUGCACUCAGACAUCUUGGACGACAACCCAGUGCCGAUCCGGCUAAGAAACUGCUCAAUGUUCCAACAAGGAGCAACACCAAAAUCCAGGCGACAGGUAACGUUCCCAAAAAGGAAAGCUCCAAAACGUCGACAACUCUUCGCCCUGAAGAAAGCACAAGUCGCUCACCUGACAUUGUGGACUUUUCGUCUAAGCCAACAAGAAAGAUGCAUCCUGCAGAGACCCAAGCACGGGGGCAUUUGCCUCGAUUCAGGGGCAGCAAUGCAGAUGAUGACCUCGUGGUGGACAAGAAUACCAGGCUUCGCAAGUCUCCCCUUCAGGAUGUCGGCCGCGUGGAGUUUUUCCCAUUGCAGACCCCCUCCGUGCCAAUGGCCGAGCAUUCCGAUGAGGAAGUUCCGGCAAGACUUGGAGUGACUAGUAACUUCCCUUCCAUAUCACGGCUACCCUCCGAGUCUACAGAUGGCAACCAGGGACGAGACUGGGAUCCAUUCCAAGACCUGGAUCCAUUCCAAACGACCGUCUCCAAUGAUGAGGGGGAGCUGUGUUGGGCAACUUUUGGAAGUUUUGAAGAGCUCUAUCCCGGCAUUGAUUCGACUGAUAGUGGUUAUUCCUUUUUCUCGUUCCAUGGCGAAACCCAUGACUCGGCUCAUUUAGAUGACAAGGAGAACCUAAUGUCGAAUAACAGUGAUGAAUCAGGUACCGGUAGCGAGAGGAAGAAUGCAGGAUGGGAUAUGGGAGCCGUUGAACCUCGCAAGACUUUACUGCGACGAGGGGGCACAAACACUCGGAAACAUUCCUUCUUUGACAAGAAGAAGCUGUUGGGACCACGCUUGGAAGCUCGUUUCACAAGAUCGUAUUGGCGCAGACUGAAGCAAAAUAGAGAUGAGCUUUCAGUGACAAAGCAAUCAACUACGGUUGAAAGUUUACAAGCAGGGGAACAGGCUGCAAAUGAGGAAAGGCAGAGGCCAAGAGUUGAGAUAGCACCUGGUGACCUUCCUACAAAACGUGGGGUCCAGCCGGCAACACCUGCAACCAACAACGAAGACAACUGGUGCGAGUCUCUUUCUAACUUCAGCUGGGGUUUCGAUCAGCAACCCUUUGGCAAUCGUUUGGAAGAGGUACAACCACCAGGGGGCGAUCGUGGAACAUCAACCAAUCGCAAUGUUGUGAUUAAGAUUGGGAGUGCUAAACGGAACGACUUGUUUGAGAACAGCGGUGUCCAAGUUCUAAGCCCACGAAGGGUUCGAGAAUGCAAUGCCGUCCUUAGAGGUAUUGCCAUGGAGACGGAGCAAAUUUUGGCAGCCAUCGAUGUCGCAGACGUUUCCCCGCCCCUCACACUGGAGCAAAUUCUUGGACUUCGAUCAAUUCUACCAACACCUGUCGAAGAACGCAUGUUGCAUCAGCACGUGAAGGUGGCACCACAGGCAGGAUCUGGAGUGGAUAUGUCUGAUCCCGGCGAACUUUUUAUGCUGUCUCUUGCUGUGUCCAUCAAUCAAGCCAGGCCCAAACUGGAAAAGAUGCUCUUCCAGCUCGAGAUGGGCGACUGCGUACAUGACCUUCGCACUGCUGUAGCGGCGCAGCAGAGGGUGUGUGAUGAAGUGACAAAGUCAGCAAAUCUUGAGAAGUUCCUUGGGAUUGUAACCUUGUUUGCCAACCGCGGUGUUGGUAAGGUGAAGGGACGAAAGCGGACGACGAGACUUACUCUGCCUGAGCUGUCAAGCAUACUGGACGAUGCAGCGUCUUACACGAGCGAGUCAAAAAAGGAGCCCCUCCUCGUCUUUGCCUGUUCGAAGAUUCGUGCCACAAAGCCUGCUAUGCUCAGUGUACGGAGGGAUAUGCCAUCACUUGGAGAGAUCGCAGCUGCAAAGACUAGCUACCAUUCACUGAAGCGCGAAUUCCAGCAACUGGAAGAAAAGUUUGACGAAACAAAGACUUUUGCGGUGGGGUUGGCCCUUUCGAAAAGUCGUAGGAGAGUUCAUCCCGAUGAUCUGUCGGUGCACGAAGAGAUAGAUAUCCUCGAGUCUGUCUCCGUCGGAAGGUUUGUGUUGAACUCUAGCUUGCUUAUGGCUGAGCUCUACGAGGCAUUUGACGCAAUGGAGAGCUCGAUCGUUGCCUUGAUGGACUAUUUUGCGGUUCCACAGGAUCAGCGUCACCAACCUGAUUUGGUUCUCCAAACCGUUGAGCGUUUGCUUUGCUACAUGGAGACAUUCAUGCCGGUGUGACCAAAGAUUCUCCUGCGGGAGUUGCGCGUCAUACCGGUAUGCCCUUAGCGAUUCCAACUAGCUGUGCACGGAGAACAUGAUGGGUAUAACUGUGGCCGUUGCAUUUUAACUUGCAUUGUAAGUCGUAGCUAUUAUUGUUACGAAUCCAAAUAGAACAUUUCCAAUGGAUCUAUG
This is a messenger RNA of Seminavis robusta, 4292 nucleotides long. Lineage: Eukaryota; Bacillariophyta; Bacillariophyceae; Naviculales; Naviculaceae. The record is from the annotation of a GenBank genome assembly.